UUCUCCAUGGCCCGGGCAGUCCCGUGACCCUUGCUCUGCCCGCACACGGCCCACCAGGACCUGGCCAGCUGCUCGGGCUGUGCAGGUGCUGCGGUGCUGUCAGCUCUCCCUGCCUUGGGCUCCUCCAGUCCUGAGGGCCUCAGCCAUCACAAGGACGUCCCACAACCUCCCUGUUCCUCCCCCCCUGCAGGCCCCCUGGCUGCUGGACACGCUGGUGUCCCGGGUGGCACCGGUGGCCUCCCUGACGCACUCUGGCCGCCUCGUCGUCUUUCCCAUGUUUCAGAAGCAGGUUGCACCCAAACCACCUCCCAAGAUAUUCCGCAAGGCCUCCGGAGAUCUCCAUGGUGAGGGGAAGCAAAAGAAAGAAGGGGCUUUGCCACCUCUUGUCCGGGGCAAGAAAGUGAGGUUUGAUGAAGUGCCAACCUACAUCAGACGCUUCAGCAUGGCAAGUACUGCUGGACAAAGCUCGGGAAGCAGAAGAAGCUUACAGCAGAAGGAGAGCUUUUCGUCCAGUCCGCUGCCGGCGGUCCCGAGAACAUCUGAAGCCCGCGAGCAGCCAGUGAGCCGGCAGCUGCAGGGCCAGGCAGGAAACGAAGGCCAAGAACACCUGGGCCAAACAACAGGAAAAAAACACGUCAGGUUCCGCGGAGAUGAACAAGGAGCGGGACAGGACCAUGAGGCUGGAGCGGCGGCCAUGUGGAAAGCAAAGGCCUCGCACCCUCAGGUUGCCGGGAGGCAGGUGGCAUCUCGCAUCAAAGAAAGGAGAUGUUCAUUAAGGGCUGAGUCCAGCCUGUCCAGGGACACCAAAGGCCACGCAUCCCGGCCGCCGUUACUGCCACGUGACUCUGUCAAACUACUCAGGCAGAGGCAGAUGGCUAAGGAGGACAGGCCAGCGCAGGCAGAACCUCGGGAGACGGCAGCAUCACCGUCUCACCACCCUUGCAGAAGACAACAGGACCCUUUGAACCCAGCUGAGGACCCCCUGGAUCCUAUAAGUCCGCUCUGUGACAUCCCCAGACCCUUCUGA
Gallus gallus (chicken) is the source of this 1027-nucleotide messenger RNA. RefSeq lists its product as uncharacterized. Lineage: Eukaryota; Metazoa; Chordata; Aves; Galliformes; Phasianidae. The transcript has 5 exons. The record is from RefSeq and is a predicted model, not a curated record. The coding region runs from base 275 to 1027 and encodes 250 amino acids.